UGUGAAAAGACCGGCAGGAGGAGUGCGACUUGCUAUAAGGACACUAGCGACCCUUAAAUCAAGCCGCUCCUCUAUCUUUUCGCAGGAGAUUUGAAGAAACCAACAACAAAACCGGAGCAGUGAUUGAAGCCCGAUAGAGAGAGGUAGCCUGACAGCGCCAGUGUUUUGACAUCUUUUUAAAUUAUUCUCAGCUGCAGAGACACUUGGGGACCGAGGGACCUACCAUGAUAAGGGCUGUGGAUAUUGUGCUUACUGUGCUGCUCGCCGCGUCCCUGUCGUGCAGGAGCGCGUUCGGCGGCUACGGGAUGAGUCUGUUCGCGGCUCAGACUUCUUCCCCGGACCCCUGCUACGACGAGCACGGCAACCCACGGCGUUGCAUCCCGGACUUCGUCAACUCCGCCUUCGGCAAGGAAGUAAAGGUAUCCAGCACCUGCGGCAAGCCGCCCAAUCGCUACUGCGUGGUGACAUCGGCGGAGAAAGGGGAUGAGAGGACCAGGAACUGCCACACCUGCGAUGCCUCGGACCCCAAAAAGUACCACCCACCAGCGUACCUGACGGACCUGAACAACCCGCACAACCUCACUUGCUGGCAGUCCGAGAACUUCAUCCAGUACCCGCAGAAUGUCACCCUGACUCUGUCCCUCGGUAAGAAGUUUGAGGUCACUUAUGUGAGCCUGCAGUUUUUCUCGCCUCGACCCGAAUCCAUGGUUAUUUACAAGUCCAUGGACUACGGUAAAACUUGGGUACCCUUUCAGUUUUACUCGACCCAGUGCAGGAAGAUGUACAAUAAGCCAAACAGGGCCGUUAUCACGAAGCAGAACGAGCAGGAGGCCGUGUGCACGGACUCCCACACCGACAUGUACCCUCUGACCGGCGGGCUCAUCGCCUUCAGCACGCUGGACGGCAGACCGUCGGCGCACGACUUUGACAACUCCCCGGUGCUGCAGGACUGGGUAACAGCCACUGACAUAAAAGUCAUCUUCAGCCGGUUGCACACUUUCGGCGACGAAAACGAGGACGACUCGGAGCUGGCCCGUGACUCGUACUUCUACGCCGUGUCGGACCUACAGGUCGGAGGGAGAUGCAAAUGCAACGGGCACGCAUCUCGGUGCGUAAAAGACCGGGAUGGGAGUCUGGUGUGUGAGUGCAAGCACAACACCGCGGGGCCGGAGUGCGACAGGUGCAAACCUUUCCACUACGACAGACCAUGGCAGAGAGCUACAGCCAGGGAGGCCAACGAGUGCGUCGCCUGUAACUGCAACCUUCAUGCCCGAAGGUGUCGUUUCAACAUGGAGCUGUACAAGCUGUCGGGAAGGAAGAGUGGAGGAGUCUGCCUCAACUGUCGCCACAACACGGCUGGACGCCACUGCCACUACUGCAAGGAGGGGUACUACAGAGACCUGUCCAAACCUAUCUCCCACAGGAAAGCCUGCAAAGCAUGUGAUUGCCAUCCCGUGGGUGCUGCUGGCAAAACCUGUAACCAAACCACAGGACAAUGUCCCUGUAAAGACGGCGUGACUGGUAUCACGUGCAACCGCUGUGCUAAAGGCUACCAGCAGAGCCGCUCGCCCAUUGCCCCCUGCAUAAAGAUUCCAGUUGUACCUCCUACAACCCCAUCCAGCAGUACAGAGGAACCAUCAGACUGUGACUCUUAUUGCAAAGCAUCUAAAGGCAAACUGAAGAUCAACAUGAAGAAGUACUGCAAGAAAGAUUACGCUGUCCAGGUGCACAUCCUGAAGGCAGACAAAGCCGGUGAGUGGUGGAAGUUUACCGUCAACAUCAUCUCUGUCUACAAGCAGGGCGAGAGCCGCAUCCGCCGUGGGGACCAGUUCCUGUGGGUCCGCACCAAAGACGUGGCCUGCAAGUGUCCUAAGAUCAAGCCUGGGAAAAAGUACCUUCUGCUGGGGAAUGACGAGGACUCCCCCGGCCAGAGUGGAGUGGUAGCAGACAAAGGCAGCCUGGUUAUCCAGUGGAGGGACACGUGGGCACGCAGGCUCAGAAAGUUCCAGCAGCGCGAAAAGAAAGGCAAAUGCAAGAAGCCAUAAGAGGAAAAAGAUGGAGAGAAUGCCGCAGAGGGGGAGGAAUUCAAGAUAAAAACUGAGCAGGUGAUUUUAAGAAAAAAAUAAAAUAAAGGUGAAAGAGAGGCAGACAGAGGACCACGGACAGACAAGAGACUGUUUAUGUCGCUGCUUUUUUUGUGUAGAAGCAUGAAGAGAAUUAUUUAGGAUGAUUGGUUUUUGUAGUGAACUUUUGUUGAAGGAGCUCACCUUGCAGAUUUGGUUUUAUGUUUUAUUUUACUUUGAGAUUUGUCUCUCUUGUGGAUUUGCCAAAUUUGCACCUAUUACCAGCAUAUAAAGUUAUUUGUGUUUGUUUUCUUUAUCUUAGUAUAAAAUCAUUAUAUUUUAUGGUACAAUUUUAUGGACAUUUUCUGCUGGUGCAAAAAUGACAGAAAAAGCCACUUAAUUACCACUGCAAGUUUGCCUCUGCAUGGGUUUCUUGUUGUAUUUGUAGCUAAGAAGCGAGCUUGUUUUAUCAAGUCUUCACUGAUCUGAUUUAGGCAAUAAUACUCCCUCACUUAAGAAUUGUGCCAUAAAUACUAUUGUUUGCAAGCCCCAAAAAUGCAUAAUACAUUUAGCUGUUAGUGAGUUGCCAUUUCUUUCCCCUGUUGUACAAAUUCAGGUAUUUCUGCAACUCAAGAAACAACACAUCUGUAGUGCUACUUUUUUACACAAUUGAUAAAAGAAUUGUUGACCUGAUGAAUCUUGAUUAUUACUCCCCUAUUUUCCUUACAUUUCACUAGUUAGAUUUUGGUGGUUCAGAAUUUGUACAAGCCUGCAUGUGAACGCAACUUGUUUGAGAUUGUAAUGUUUAAUUCACUAACUGAUGCUGCUCAUUGUACUAAUGUUAAAAUUACACCUUUUUUGAGAGGACAGUUUAUAAUCACUGAUUUCACUUUAGUACUUACUGUAAUUGAGAUUUCAUUUAUUUCACAACUCCGGCAGAAGUUUAUCAAAGGACCAGCGGCAAGACGCAUAAAAACAUUAUUAAAACAUUCACAUAAUCAGGAAUUGUUCUUUGGUGGUAAUCUUUUUUUUUUACAGUCUAAAGGCAGUAAAGCUAAUA
This is a messenger RNA of Etheostoma spectabile (orangethroat darter), 3123 nucleotides long. It is a transcript of the gene ntn1a, whose product is annotated as netrin 1a. The transcript has 7 exons. Bases 225 to 2045 code for a protein of 606 amino acids. NCBI's taxonomy places the organism in Eukaryota, Metazoa, Chordata, Actinopteri, Perciformes, Percidae. Gene Ontology annotation, molecular function: protein binding. The record is from RefSeq and is a predicted model, not a curated record. Gene Ontology annotation, cellular component: basement membrane. Gene Ontology annotation, biological process: motor neuron axon guidance; tissue development; animal organ morphogenesis.